Molecule: messenger RNA, 1188 nt
Organism: Solanum lycopersicum (tomato)
Lineage: Eukaryota; Viridiplantae; Streptophyta; Magnoliopsida; Solanales; Solanaceae
Product: nudix hydrolase 2
Molecular function (GO): NAD binding; ADP-ribose diphosphatase activity; NADH pyrophosphatase activity
Source: RefSeq, a predicted model, not a curated record
AAUUAAUUGGCUUAUUUGUUGGGAACGUGUUAGUGGAGUGUUCAUCAUUCAUUUACGCAUACGGCGCACACUAGUUUCUUCGUUGCUACAGUACGCCCCACCCCCGCCUAUUUAUAUUCAGUAUUCAAUUCACUCCAAUUUCACUUGCAGAGUUCUCGUUCUCAGCUGAAAACUCCAUUUUCAAGGCGUCCAAGCAGAAAAUUGUGCUGUGCAAAUUUGGACUAAGUUGAGGUCCUAUAUAUGGAGAAACUAGCAUUUCAAAAUGGUGUCAAGAAGGAUCAGUUGCUUUCUGCAGUAAAUGAUUAUCAUGGUGGAGUUAUAGUGGAAUUGAAGGAGCCUAUGGACCCCAAUGUCUUUCAAAACAUGCUUAAAGCUUCAUUAUCCAAGUGGAGGCUGCAGGGGAAGAAGGGUGUCUGGAUUAAACUACCAAUUGAGCUUGCAAAUUUGGUUGAAACUGCAGUUAAGGAAGGAUUUUGGUACCACCACGCGGAACCUCAUUACCUGAUGUUAGUGUAUUGGAUUCCAGAAACUGAGAAUACCAUCCCAGCAAAUGCCUCACAUCGAGUGGGUAUUGGUGCUAUAGUCUUAAAUGACAAAAGAGAGUUGCUUGUUGUCCAAGAAAAUAGCGGCAGAUUAAAGGGAACUGCUGUAUGGAAGAUCCCUACUGGCAUUGUUGAAGAGGGCGAGGAUAUAUUUGAAGGUGCAAUAAGGGAAGUAAAAGAAGAAACAGGAAUUGAUACUGAAUUUAUGGAAGUACUUGCAUUCAGGCAAACACACAAGGCGUUGUUUGGCAAGUCAGACUUAUUCUUCAUUUGCAUGAUGCGCCCUUUAUCAUUUGACAUUCAAAAACAAGAUUUAGAAAUUGAGGCAGCCCAGUGGAUGCCAAUUGAAGAGUAUGCAGCUCUACCUUUUGUUCAGAAACAUGGCCUUUUCAAGUACAUCAAAGAUUUAUGCUUGGUUAAGGCCGAAAGGAACUACCCAGGGUUUACUCCUGUGCCUAUAACGUCAUUUUUCGAUGCCAGCAUGAGUUUCCUGUAUUGCAACAAGGAUGGUCUGGACCAAGAUGCUCUGCAAGUUCAUCUCUGAAGGAAGAUUUGGAGAUCGAAACUUGUAAGACUAUUUUGAUCUAAUUUAUAAGUUAUUAUUUUCUCUAGUAAUUGUUUCUAUCUUCUAUGAUGAAAUUAUGUG